Carassius gibelio (silver crucian carp) is the source of this 2432-nucleotide messenger RNA. RefSeq lists its product as uncharacterized. The coding region runs from base 1155 to 2300 and encodes 381 amino acids. The record is from RefSeq and is a predicted model, not a curated record. Lineage: Eukaryota; Metazoa; Chordata; Actinopteri; Cypriniformes; Cyprinidae. The transcript has 3 exons.
AUGCUAUAUGUGGGUGCUGAAUUUUUCAUUUUCUUUGAUAUCACAAAUUAAGCAUGCACAGUUCAAAUGAAUAUGUAUGUGCUGCUAUGAAUCCUGUCCUCUGGACUGCGUUCCAUUAUGAAUAACCCCACAGAUAUGUAAAAACAACCUUUUGUCCUAGGGCGAAGGCAAUUUGUCAGUGGCAACCAGCGGAGCUCUCAGGCAGGAGAAUGUGUUAAUGAGAGAUCAAUUAAAGGGCCGUUAAGCGCUAUGUUUGCUAACACUUAACAAGCGCUGCUGUUUCUGACAGAGCUUCAGUUGACUUCUUGGUAAUUGCUUUUCUUUUUAUUUGGCUGCACUUCUGUCCUCUUUAAUGGUGCUAUCUUGCCAUCCUUUAUCUAAGCAGACAAAGAAUCGCUCAUUCAAUGAAUCGAUGCCACCUUCCUCUCAUCAUUCGCUCUCUCUCUUUUGGUUUCUUGGUCAGUCAAGGUACAUAACCUGUGCAAAGCCUUUUGCUUCUCUGUGCACAUCAAUUCAAAGUGGAUUCUUAUUGAGCAACAGAAGCUAUGCGUCCAUCCAGUAUUUUGACCUUUGAACCGGGGUUGGAGGCUGGAGUGCCGUGGGGCCGUGAUCUUUUUACUUUCGUGACUUCAGCAGCGGGUCACAUGAUGAGGACUUUGCAAAGACCACGGAAAAACAAGCCAUCAAAACGACAAGUCAAUCAUCGCAGGUUUCUGCACAACAUGAUACAGAGAAAAUUUGCUGAAAUAGAGGCAUCGAACCAUCAGCUUGCAUCUGCUUUAUGUUCAACUGAUAACCCCCCCGAUCAUCUCACUCCCAGUUUAUCUCACAUUGAAACAGACCAGUCACCCAAACCUUCAAAAAGAGGUAAAAGAGCUUUACUUUUUUAUUGUUUGUUCUGGUUUGGUAUACGUUUUGUGACUCCUUGUUCUGUUUUCUAAGCUAUUGAAUCUUAUAUACCUGUAAAUGCUGACAAAACUGAAGCGCUUCCUGAACAACAAGAGGAUGUGUGUGACCUCUGGACAUUGGACAGUCUUUUGGACACCCAUGCGGCUGAUAAAAGUUUCUCACCGUGCCAGUUCUCCAACAGUAGAGGAACGAAUCCGAGAACUGAGACGGACGGCAAAGCUUUGGACAACAUCCCUGCAAGCUCAAUGGAGAAGGACAUCGACUUCAGCUUCAGCUUCGAAAGGGAGCCAGCAUCUACUGAUUUAGAAAGCCUGACGCAUAUGAACAACAGUCUCCUAGAGGACAGCGUGUCCUGGUUUGGGUCCACUGAAAGAACAAGAUCAUAUUCGAAACCACGUCUCACCAAGUACCAUGACGUGAAGUUGCUCCCCACCGAUGCUGAUGUUCAAGACCUGUCACCUCUUUCUCCAGUGAUUUCACUCUUGUCUUUGGAUUCAUGUGAUUUGGAGGUUCAGAUGCUCAUAGAUGCAGAGCACAAUGUGAACCAAAUGCAAGAUGCCAGCAUCAGAGAGAGUCUCCAAAUGGAUAUGGUGGAUGACCUUGACCUACUGGAUUGUUCUGGUAUUCAUGGAGAUCUGGCUAAAACGGAGUGGAUGGAUCACAGUGAAGAGUUUCCAAGCUCUCUGGAUUCGGAUCUAGAGAAACUAUCAGGUUCUUUUGGUGGGGCCAAUAACUCCAUGUCCAAUUUGGGCCAAACAGGUCAUGAAUGUUUUGCUAAUGUUCUCUGUAGUCAAGAGCCACAUAGACGUAGUUUCCAUCAUGAUGAAAUAAACUAUACUAUGAACCACAAUAUGAUUCUAGAAGACCGGUUCGGUCAGGUUGAACCUUGCAUGAAGACGAAUGAAAAGGAGGAUGGUUAUUUAGAUACAGAUUUUUCUGUCAUGGAUGGUAAUCACAUGUUCCCAGUAUUUGAGAGACAGUUGGACCAAUGCAAAAGGAUUCUUUAUGAAAACUGGGAACAACAAUCUCUUAAAAGCUCAAACAAGAACUAUACAAGUCCAGAUCUGAUUAUAAUGCAAAGCACUGGUAUCAGAAAUGUUGACAAAAACACUGUUCAGGUUGAGAAUCUCAACCAGACUUUAUCAGGCUCCCAGUGCCCGAUAACAUGCUGCCUUGAAGGUUUUUGUUAUCAUAAAGAAGACUCUGGUUUUUACACAAAAUUCAGAGGCAGUCACAACUUUGAGGGCGUGGCUACAUCUUUCCCAGCCACACUGCAUAAGCUCCACCCCACUCCAAUUCCGACUCCGCCUCUAGAUGAUGAUUGGUUGUUUGGUAAUAUUGUGGCGGAGGAAGAGGUGAAUACCAUGAAUAAUACAUUUGGAAAGUACUGAUCAGUCACUGGACAGUAAUUGUAUGAACUGUAUUCAUGAAUUUCAUUGUUUAUUACACUUUUGUGAUUUUUAUGAUAAUUUCUGUGAAAUGUUCUCGUCUGAGGUGUGAAAUAUUCAGUGUUUUCUGAAAUA